Molecule: messenger RNA, 1271 nt
Organism: Orbicella faveolata
Lineage: Eukaryota; Metazoa; Cnidaria; Anthozoa; Scleractinia; Merulinidae
Product: melanocyte-stimulating hormone receptor-like
Biological process (GO): G protein-coupled receptor signaling pathway
Cellular component (GO): membrane
Molecular function (GO): melanocortin receptor activity
Source: RefSeq, a predicted model, not a curated record
AUGAACACAGCCAAUCUAACGUGCGACUUUUUGGACAUUCAGUUGGACCAAACGAAUGUAACGUUAACAGACAAAAUUAUAACAUGUUUCCUCAAUUCAGUGUUUUCAAUCGCAGCAUGUAUUGGAAAUGCUGUUAUUCUACUUGUGAUUCGGAAGACGCAAGAACUUCAUUCGCCAUCGUUCUUCCUUCUGUUUUGCUUGGCUGCUUCAGAUCUCCUCGUUGGACUGAUUUGUCAGCCAUCUUUCGUAGGACUCAAGAUAGCUGAACUUGGAAAUGACUCAAAUGUGUACUGUACCUUGGCAAUAAUUCAGGCCAUAUCCAGUUGGACAACCUCUGGCGCUUCUUUGUUAACUUUAAGCGCAGUGUCAAUCGAUCGGCUUCUCGCUGUAAUCCUACAUCUACGAUAUAACACGAUUGUCACUGUUCCUCGCGUCUUUCAAACUGUUGUUUGCCUGUGGGUGUUUUCAAUAAUUGUCGUAAUGCUGAGAUUUUGGAUAAAAAACUGGCUUGUAUUUCCGCUGGUGAUAACACUUUUAACAUUUUCUGUUACGACCUUGAGUACCUUAAAGAUAUUUCAAAUCGUUCGGAGGCAUCAGCGCCAGAUAACACAGCAACAGGAGAGUGUUCAAAGUAACACGAUAAACGUGCUCAAAUGAAGAAAAUCUGCUGUGACUGUCCUUUAUGUUUACGGUUUGUUCGUGAUAUCCUAUCUUCCAGUUUUUGUAAUUAUGCUUAUACAAACAUUUGCUGGAGUCACCAAAACAACGAAGAUUGCCUUUAAUUACGUAGCGACUGCGGUUUUUAUCAACUCUUUCUUGAACCCAGUUGUGUAUUGUAGGAGAAUCAGAGAGAUAAGACGAGCUGUUAAGAACGUAUUAAGGAUAAACCAGAAUGAGGUUACCCCUCUGGAAAGUACAACAAUUUCAAGGCACUAGUUCUCGGACUUCAAAUGUGUUGCUCUGCGUAAGUAGUAUAGUUAAAUUCGAGCUGUUAAAAGCCUUAUACUGUGGAAAAGCCAAGAGGAAAACACCAUACACGGCAUAUCUGCCCGUGUUUGCUACAUCAGUGGGCAGUUUUCAUUUUCUAAGUGUUUUGAUAGUAUAGUCAGCAAAAUUACGAAAGCUGAACAAUUUUUUUCAAAUAGUGCCUCGUUGCCAUAAGUCUUCAUAGUAGACUCCUUAUGUGUAGAUGGCAUGAAAGCUUCGUGUACAUCAUUCGAGGUUUUCUCAAAGUUAUUUACUAUUCGGUUUUCCUUUUUUCUUCAUUUGUC